Messenger RNA from Chenopodium quinoa (quinoa), 1145 nucleotides. RefSeq names its product 40S ribosomal protein S3a-like. Gene Ontology annotation, molecular function: structural constituent of ribosome. The transcript has 7 exons. NCBI's taxonomy places the organism in Eukaryota, Viridiplantae, Streptophyta, Magnoliopsida, Caryophyllales, Amaranthaceae. Gene Ontology annotation, biological process: translation. Bases 129 to 917 code for a protein of 262 amino acids. Gene Ontology annotation, cellular component: cytosol; ribosome. The record is from RefSeq and is a predicted model, not a curated record.
AGUGUAUAUAAAAACCCAGCCACUUUGACAUUAGGGUUUUUCUCUGAGCUUUAAAGCAGUAAGGGAGAGAGAGAGAGCGCAGCAGCUGCUUGCACAAACCCUCAAACCCCCUCUCUCAUUCAUCAACCAUGGCCGUCGGGAAGAACAAGAGGAUUUCCAAGGGUAAGAAGGGAGGCAAGAAGAAAGCUUCGGAUCCAUUUGCUAAGAAGGAUUGGUAUGAUAUCAAGGCUCCUUCUAUCUUCAACAUUAGGAAUGUUGGCAAAACCCUAGUUACCCGUACUCAGGGUACCAAGAUUGCAUCUGAAGGUCUCAAGCACAGAGUGUUUGAAAUUUCAUUGGCUGAUCUUCAAAAUGAUGAGGAUCAAUUCUUCAGGAAGAUCCGUCUCAGAGCUGAGGAUGUUCAGGGCCGUAAUGUGCUCACUAACUUCUGGGGUAUGGACUUCACCACAGACAAGUUGAGGUCCCUUGUUCGCAAGUGGCAAACUUUGAUUGAGGCUCAUGUUGAUGUCAAGACCACUGACAACUUCACCCUGCGUAUGUUCUGUAUUGCCUUCACAAAGAGGCGCCCUAACCAGGUCAAGAGGACCACCUAUGCUCAGUCUAGCCAGAUCCGCCAGAUCCGCCGCAAGAUGCGUGAGAUCAUGGUCAACCAGGCUAGCUCUUGUGAUCUUAAGGAUCUUGUUGCUAAAUUCAUCCCUGAGUCUAUUGGCAAGGAGAUUGAAAAGGCUACAACUGGUAUCUACCCCCUGCAAAACGUGUACAUCAGGAAGGUUAAAAUCCUCAAGGCCCCCAAAUUCGAUCUUGGAAAAUUGAUGGAGGUUCACGGUGAUUACUCUGAGGACGUAGGUGUAAAGCUAGACAGGCCAGCUGAGGAAACUGCUGCUGAGGGUGAGGCCACAGAAGUUGUUGGUGCUUAGACAAAAUCUUCUUCAUGUUCUAGUAAUAUAGAUGCUGUUUAGCAAACUUUUUUUAUGAUGAAUUUGAUUAGUAGAAGUUUUGGAGUGGUAUCUUUAUGUUAAAGUUGUAAGAUGAUUUUUCUUGGGAAAUUUUUGUGUUUGAACGCCUGUGUUUCCUACCUUGGUAUCACAAUUCCCAUCUCAUAUAUUUAUAAUUUUGCUUGGGAGUUGUAUCUCCUGCAUUGCUAA